This is a messenger RNA of Spodoptera litura, 950 nucleotides long. NCBI's taxonomy places the organism in Eukaryota, Metazoa, Arthropoda, Insecta, Lepidoptera, Noctuidae. The record is from RefSeq and is a predicted model, not a curated record.
GACACAAGGAACCUGUCCUGCUAAGAUGCGCUCACAAUCUUUAGUUAUACUUUUCUGGGCAAUAUUCUGCGGUGAAGUAGUCGUCCCACGGAAAAUAAGAAGAUCUCGUGAAAGCGCCAGUGAUAGUGACAGUGAUAGCGAUAGUGACAGCGACAGUGAUAGUGACUGUGAUAGUGAUAGUGAAAGUAGUGACGACAUAAGUGAUAUACACGACAAUCAACAUGGAAUGUCAAUUAAUGUGGCCUAUAGCACUGCUCCACCUCCCACGCAUAAACGUCAUAAACGAACCAAAUACGUGAAGUUCAUAACUCUUCCUCCGCCUGUCCCGAUAUUCACGACGGCCCCUCCUGACUCUACGCUACCACGAGGACCUUACUUCGGCUUUCUAAGGAAUAUUUGUAAUGCACUGCUCUCCCCUAAGUUUAACGUUAAAUACCUCGGAAAUUAUUAUCAUAUACUCGGCAAAAGUCUCAGAGGAUUCGGCAUUAAUUUUAUACAAAAAUUAUGGAUAAGAAGAUUCCGAAGAAAACUGGAAAAAUACUCUAUUUAUAACAGAAGGACUCUGAAAUCGAAAGCACAGGCAUUUCUGGACUUCAUAUCUGAUGAAAAACCUAAAAAGAUUGCAUACUUCGAGGCCAUGGAUGCUAUUUAUACAAUAGACGAUGAUAGGAAAAUGGAUGAUUAUGUAUAUUUACUCAAAAAUUAUGGGAAAGGAGUUAUUAGACACAUAAAAGAUAAAACAAGACGCAUAUUCGAGCGUAUUAUUUUCGGCAGAUUUGACCGACUAGAUAAAGGCGUCCAAGGAAAAAUCGAACUAAAAUUUAAAUCAGCUUUAGUCGAAUACUGGGAGAACAGACUUAAUAGGACAUCUAAUUAUAAUUCCACACUGGGCCAUCUGUUUAAUUUCACAUUCAAUCUACCGCGAAAUUGAUUUAGUCUUUCUACAUCAC